Molecule: messenger RNA, 1714 nt
Organism: Stegastes partitus (bicolor damselfish)
Lineage: Eukaryota; Metazoa; Chordata; Actinopteri; Pomacentridae
Exons: 13
Coding region: 37-1128 (363 amino acids)
Cellular component (GO): nucleus
Molecular function (GO): NAD+ poly-ADP-ribosyltransferase activity; zinc ion binding
Source: RefSeq, a predicted model, not a curated record
UUUAUGUGAAAUGAAAACAGAUUUCUGUGUCGCAAGAUGUAUUUUUCUCACGUGAUGGAAAGUGAAGAGGUGACAGACUUUGUGCAGGAGACUCCAGUCAGUGGGAAGUAUUACGGGUGGCAGCUGCUCGUUGGUCAUCAGUGGCUGCCAAUAGAAAACGACCACGUCAUCGAGACCCACUACUGCCAACCUGGAGCCAAAGGGAUCACCAUCAACACAAACCACGGGCAGGUGUUCAUAGACUUUGAUCAGUUACAGACCACUGAUGCAGCUCUGAGGGUGCAGAGACUGAGCUUCCUGCCUCAGGGCCAGACGGAAGACAUCGGCUGGUACUUCAGAGACGACCAGCUGUGGCGUGAAUAUGGAACCCAGGUUUUUCAGGGUUCUGCCAUGUUGUCCUCAUCAAUCAGCAGCAGAGAUGUUGAACUUACGUUCAGUGUAAACCCUCAGGGAACCUUCAAUUUCACAGUGGGCUCUACGGGAUACUCACUUGACUUCUCUACCAUGACCCAAACAAACCUCAUCACUGGCUUGAGCAGGAACGUACGCAGACGUCCAAAACUACUCGCUUCCAACACAGAGAGCCUUCACUCCACACCGGUCCUGCCCACAGCCUCCUCCUCCUCCCAGCUCACUGAUGGAGGCUACAAGUGGGAGUUCAUGGGAAAUGAGGGAGUCUGGACAGAAUACCAAGCACAUAUAUGUUCCUUCGACAGCGCUGCUAUUGAGACACAAUACCAGCUGAACCCUCAGGGCCAGCUGCCCUUCAGGAUCAGCAUCCACUCGUAUACGCUGGAUUUUUCAACAAUGUGUCAAGUCAACAACCUUUUUGGGACCGCAAGGGCAGUGAGGAGGACUGUCAACUCUGGGAUUCAACAGAAGAGCAGUUCAGGCACGUCGCCACGAUGGCAGUUCCAAGAUAUCAGCGGGAUCUGGACAGAAUAUUCCAAAGGACUCAGUCAGUGCAACGUUUCCAGUCAGGACAUCGAGCUCCUGUACCAACAGAACCCAUCAGGCACCAUGUUAUUUACAACCAAGAAAUUCAGCUAUGAGCUGAACUUCUCAGCCAUGACUCAGAGGAACCUGUUGACAAACACCACCAGAUCAGUGAGGCGACUUGAUCAGUGACUGAGACCGAUUUGGAGGUCCUGGAUGAUCCUAUCAGUUGCUGCACAUCACUGCCUGCCUGCCUCAGGUCGUUUCUCAUGUCGGAAAGAGCCCGAACUGUUUCCACAAGCUGCCUCAACUCUGAUGUUUGAUGAUUGUACAGGACAGUUAUUUAAACAGUUCACAUAAAGUGUGAGGGAAUAAUCUUUCUGUCAACAGGGCUUGUCUAUAACGCACUUUGCCUUCAAAGGUUGAUGACGCUUUUUGUCCUUAAUUAAAAAAACAAAAUGUUUAACAAGGUAUUGUAUCUCACUUGCAUUGAGUUAUGUUUUCUUUUAUUAUGGUAGGAUUUAGGUUUAGUUUAGGCCAUGAAAUUACAUUAGGUUUAGUCCUUUAAUUUAAAAACAAAGAUCAUGUUUACCAGUGUUUAAUAGAACCCUGUCUUAUCCUGUGUUUUAGUAGAUCUUAACCUGUUGAUGAAAUCUGCCUUGUAUUUAAUGCAUUUUUAAAAUGUUUUUACUGUUUACAGCUUAAUAAAGUGCCUUUUUAUCCCCCGUUGACUUUGAUGUUUGAUGUAUUGCUGCCUAUUAAAUUGUGCAUGUAAAUA